AUGGCCUCAACUUCUCCACCGUCUCCACCCGGUCGGCUCGGUCUUGGCAAGAAGUUCGAAGCAGCCACAAGGCAGGAGUGCGCUAUAAGGGAGCAGGCCCUGCGCAAUACCAAACAACAAGAGAUCUCGAGAGAGCUACAUGUCAUCCAAAGGGGAGUAAACCAACGCUUUCCUGAGGGAGAGGAGGUGGCGGCUACAGAAGUUGGCCACGCCGGAGGCGCGUUGCCUCUCCAAGCUCACUAUCAGUGCCGGGGCUGCGUAGCAUGUCGAACUCAUGGCAUCUCGACUGCCCCGAAAGCUGCCUCCACUCCGAUCAUACGCCCGUCUAGCACAGCUCAUCCGGCAAAUGACCACACACAAGAGUCUUCGUCAGCCACCACUCCAAACGAUUCAAAAUCGCCGCCACUCAGACAAGGCGCGGCACCAAAAGCAGCAACGGGCGACCGACCCAGCACCUCCGUCGAAACGCCCACAACUCCGCCCAGCCACGACACCGAUUCCAUCGCCCCCCGACCCGACGACACCCCCAGCCCGCCCAGCGGCGACCCCGCCAUCGCAGCCUUCCGAUCCCAGCUCGCCGCCCAGCACGCAAUCUGUGGCGACCUGCAACGCUCCAUCUCCGCCAAAGACAACGAGAUCGAAGCCCUCAAAGCCGAAGUCCGCAGCAUCAAAGCAACUCUCGCCGACGCAGACGCCGGCGCCAUCGCCGAGUGGCAAGCCAAGUAUGAAAACGUGAAGCGUCUCCUACACGACACGCAGGAAGAAGUGGAGAGCUUGGAAGCGCGGCUCAAGGAGGCGAAGGACAGGGAGAGGGCGCUGCAGGCGCGACUGGAUGAGGCGAAGGACGAGGCGCAGCGCAGAGAGCGGGCGUUGAGGAACAGGGCCGAGGAGGCGGAGGAUGGGAUGAGGCGGCUGCGGGGCGAGUGUGAGGGGCUGAGAGGGCGUGUUGAGGGGGGCUGUGGCCCGCCGCAGCCUCUCGUCGGCGACUACUGGGUUCCGCAGCAGCGGGAUUCCCAGCAGCUGCAGCAGGCGGAUGGGCGGCGCGACAGUGGCGUGUCUACGGAGGUGCCAUUGCUAGAUUCCUCAUCGUUGGAGCGCUCGGCGGAGGCAAAGCGUACGUCGAGUCAGUAUUCCUUUACGGCUCGGACGGAUUCGAGUGGGAAUAAGAGGCUCCAAACGGAGAGAAAGAGGAAGGUCAAUCCAACUCGGCUCGGAAAAUCGAUUCUGGGGUAA
Molecule: messenger RNA, 1233 nt
Organism: Diplodia corticola
Lineage: Eukaryota; Fungi; Ascomycota; Dothideomycetes; Botryosphaeriales; Botryosphaeriaceae
Exons: 1
Coding region: 1-1233 (410 amino acids)
Source: RefSeq, a predicted model, not a curated record